Messenger RNA from Triticum aestivum (bread wheat), 1562 nucleotides. RefSeq lists its product as uncharacterized. The transcript is spliced from 5 exons. Bases 1 to 894 code for a protein of 297 amino acids. The record is from RefSeq and is a predicted model, not a curated record. Lineage: Eukaryota; Viridiplantae; Streptophyta; Magnoliopsida; Poales; Poaceae.
AUGCCCGUGUCGCCCAAGCUUCGGCCGUUGGCCGCGGUCCGCCCCCACACGCGCUCCCGCACCGCCGGCCGCCCGUCACUGCCGUCGCGCCCUUCUCCCCUCGAGCACGUGCGCCCGCUGCCGACGCUACCUGCUGCUGCUCCCGUCGCCGUCGCGUGCAGGCCCAUGGCCUCGACCGCGCCCCCCUCGCUGCUUCUUCCCCCCCACGCCCGACCUCCCGGCCGCGCGCCCGCGCGCCCCCCCUGGCCGCCCGCCUACAGCUUUUCGCCGGCGGACGCCCGCUGGCUCGGGUGCCCCGGCCCGGCCUCGCCCUACCCCGGCCGGCGCCCUGCCCGCCGGCGCCCCUCUGGCUGCAGCCCAGCCCGUAGAGAAAAGUCGCUCUCUCUGUCGUCUCUUCUUCUGCUUCACUCCUCUUCUCCUCUCUUAUCCACUCUCUUCGCUGCUCUUUGCCCCCAUUGCCCCCCACCUCUGACCGUGGAGGCUUUGUGCUUCAUUGCCCCCCCAAUUCAUUUCUUUUUUCUGUAUGAUUCAUUUGCUAUUUUAAGUCAUUCAUUUGUUGUUUCUGUUGAUAUCUAUUUUGCAGGGAUUUCGAGGUGUCACUGGUUAGGGUUUUCUCUGCUUGCUGUGAGGUCUGCUAGGGGAGGCUUUAGUUUUCCCAAGGGUUUAUGUCCCAAGGUCUUGAAGAUAUCAACAGUGACAAGAGCCCAGCUUCGAGUUCCUUUUGUUCCAUCGGACAUCGUGGUGUUCUGUGUAGUCCCCACUACACUCCUGGUGGUGAUGCUAGUGGAUCUGGUGGUGAUGCUGGUGCUGCUGCGACUUCCUGCUCUGUUUGAAGCGUCACAGUGCCUUCUUCCAAUCUUUGAAGAUAAGUUGGAAUUCAAGGUCGUCACAUAAGAUGCAGCAGCAAAAUCAAAACACAGAAGGCAGAAGAUGGCAAGAGAAUUUUCAAGAUAUCAAAAUCAAAAUCAAAACACCAAAUUGUCAGGUUGUCACAUAUUGUCAGGCCCUUUUUUUUGGUCUGGACAGAAGGCAAAAGAGGGCAAGAGAAUUUUUUCAGCCAGUUUGGUUGUUGGGCUGAUUGACUGACCCUAACUUUGGGUCAGUCAGUUUUCUUCUGUCCUCUUUUCUUUUCCUUUGUUGUAGUAAUCAACUGACCACAUUCUACAAUCAGUCGAUUGACCUGUAGCCGCUCCUUGCAAAUUACCCUAUAUCAUAAGAAAAAAAAACUAUGUUAAAAAAUGGUUGAUUUGCAUUAUAAAUCAUGCUGACUGGGUACUUGAAACUAUAUAUGAAUGUAGCCGAAUACACGUUCAAAUUUGAUUUUGUUUACAAUACUUCACUAAAUGUUCAAGCUUGUGGGACAAUGUCCUGGUCUCAAUCAAAUGACUCACCUGUCCUAAAAUAUGGGCAUAGUGAUAGCAAAUCAUGGUUGAACUGAAUUUUCAAAAAAAAAAAAAAUCAUGGUUGAACUGAAUGUAGCAUGGCUUGCUGGCUACAUAGAGCACCCCCCCGCGUCCCUUGUAUACUUUAAGCGCUAUAUUGAUGGAAUAAAACUCCCUAGU